This is a messenger RNA of Dermatophagoides farinae (American house dust mite), 1441 nucleotides long. Lineage: Eukaryota; Metazoa; Arthropoda; Arachnida; Sarcoptiformes; Pyroglyphidae. The record is from RefSeq and is a predicted model, not a curated record.
UUCAUCAUCGACAACAAUUGAAUCGGAUAUAACAACAACACCAUCAUCAACAAUGAUCAAUGCACAUGAUUUAUCAUUACGUGCAGCGGCAUCGGCAAAUGCAUAUAGUUUAUUUGCGGCAGCUGUUGCGGCAGCCGCUUCAAAGCCAAAUAAUGAUCCAAAAAAUGGUGUCGGUAGUGGCAUAAUGAUGGCCAAUAAUAAUAAUAAUAAUAAUUUUCCAUCAUCAGCCAAUACAGUAGCAGCAAAUUUUUUUAGCCAAAUGAAUCUAUUAUCAUCACAUCCAUCAUCAUUAGCGACAACAAUUAGACAGCCAUCAAUACAACCACCACCACCACCACCAGUACCGCCACCAUCAGCAUUUGGUUCAUUAUCAAACAUACCAUUAACAACAAUGGAACAGAUACAAAAUGCGGCAGCAGCAGCAGCAGCCGCAGCGGCUGCGGCUGCGGCCGCCACAUCAUCAUCAAUACAUUCAUCAAAUAAUAGUACAAUAGCUGGAGAUAGUGAUGGUGAUUUGGAUAAUGACUGUAUGGAUGAUGAUCUUUGUUCAUCAAAUGACGGUGAAGAUGAAAGUAGUAGUAGUAGAGUUGGAAACAACGACAACAUUGUAGCUGAUUCAAGAUUUCAUCAUCAUGCUCAUCAACCACAGCAUGCUAAUCGAAUUAUACCGGAAUUGAAAAUGCAAAAAAAACAACGUAAAGCUCGUACAGCAUUCACUGAUCAUCAAUUACAGACACUGGAAAAAAGUUUUGAACGACAAAAAUAUCUAUCCGUUCAGGAUCGUAUGGAAUUGGCGGCCAAAUUAAAUCUAUCCGAUACACAGGUUAAAACUUGGUAUCAAAAUAGACGAACCAAAUGGAAACGACAAACAGCCGUAGGUUUGGAAUUGUUAGCUGAAGCAGGCAAUUAUGCCGCUGUACAACGUAUGUUACAAACAUCACCAUAUUGGUUAUCACAAUAUGGUAAUGUGGCUACGGCUGCAUUAGCAGCGGCCGCCGCUACAAAUCCAACAUUAUCAAAUAAUCAGGCUGCUGCAGCUGCGGCUGCAGCGGCAGCCGCAGCAACACAAUCUGGCACUACAACACCAUUCGAUAUUUAUUAUCGACAAGCGGCUGCAGCAUUACAACAAAAACAUCCUAGUCCACAAACAUCAUCAUCAUCAUCAUCGACGACAACAGCAGCAACCUCAUCAUCUUCAUGGACGACAAUUUCAACACCAACAACUCAAUCAGUAUUUUCAUCAUCAUCGUCAUCAUCAUCAUAUAUCACACCAACAGCCACAAAUAUUGGUCGUUUUAAUCCAUUAUAUUUAAGUGGAUUAAAUUUACCAAAUCAAUCGGCAUCAAUAUUUGAAAAUGGACGUUCCAUGUCCAGUUUAAUGAUACCUAAAAUGAUGAUGUCCAAUAAUGGUGGUGUGGUGGUGGUGGUGACAAUAGUCUAG